Molecule: messenger RNA, 2220 nt
Organism: Aureobasidium melanogenum CBS 110374
Lineage: Eukaryota; Fungi; Ascomycota; Dothideomycetes; Dothideales; Saccotheciaceae
Exons: 3
Coding region: 1-2220 (739 amino acids)
Biological process (GO): positive regulation of transcription by RNA polymerase II
Molecular function (GO): metal ion binding; transcription cis-regulatory region binding
Source: RefSeq, a predicted model, not a curated record
AUGUCUUCGAACCCGCAAACUGCUCUCUCGGCCAAAGCAUCGAACCCCUCCAAAUCCGUCGGCCUCUCAAAUCAAUCCACACCCUCUUAUUCUCAGACCAACGCCUACUUUGGAGAAGUUCUCGGUCAACGAAGAAGUGGCGGUUCAGGCAGCUCCAACGCCGCUAGCUCCAAGCCAUCACCAACCCCGCGCAGCAGCCAAAGUGCAAAAGCAAAGCACAAGCAAUCGAAGAAGUUUAGACUCGCGGAUGAGGAUGCUAUUGCUGAAUCCGCCGCCAUGCAUUCGACUAGCAGCCGCAAGGGUCAAACCUCUAUCACUCAUUUAAUGAACUUUUCUCUUCCGCCACGUCCUCAAGCACACCAGCACAACUCCAGAUAUGCCUCAGGCCGUCCUCGACGUAAUCCAACUUGGGGGCUAGGUUCUGGAUACCAUGCUGUAGAUAAGGCAAGAUACGUUCACGCCAACUAUCGUUUCAUUGUUGACCCCAGGGCCGACUAUCGCCCCCAACGCGUCGACGCCGACGUUCAUAUCGACUGGAACAAUGUAUUGCAAAUCCUCGUCUCGACUGAGUCCCAGUCUUCUGCAUGUCCUAUCUGUCUGGGCACACCCACCGCCCCAAGAAUGGCCAAAUGCGGCCACAUUUUCUGUUUGCCUUGUCUGAUUCGAUAUAUGCACUCGGAUGACGGUACCGCUACUGGAGCCGAAAAGAAGGCACGCUGGAAGAAGUGCCCAAUCUGCUACGACUCCAUCUACAUUUCUGAGACAAGGCCAGUCCGCUGGUACACUGGUGCCGAGUUCGAACCCCCGAGAGAGGGAGAUGACGUGGUACUGCGUUUGAUACAGCGUCCUGCUGGCUCUACCCUUGCAAUGCCUAGAGAAAGUCCCGACGCCCUUGGAAAAGGAGAUGACAUUCCAUGGUAUUUCGCAGCCGAGGUGAUGGAUUAUGCUCGCGUCAUGAAAGGUGGUGAAGAUUAUAUGCUGGCCCAGCUGGACGAGGAGAUCCAGAAUGUCAGAGCUAUGGAACAAGAGGAUGAAGUCAUGUUCGGAGACGACACUCAAUGGACCAGCAAAGCGGUACGUGCUUUGAAUGAGGCGAAAGAGAAGAUCAAGGGUAUCGGCAACCCACCAGCAGCACCUAAGAAACCCGAGGAGCCUGAGCACAAGAAGCCCGCCAUACAAUUCAACCAGACCGAUGAUGGAGUACCGGAAAUGUAUGCCAUUCAGCAGGCUAUCAAGUCAGGGCAGAGUCUACCUAAUGGACAGGCCGGACAAGCGGAUCUCUCAUUGAACGAGAAAGAGGUCGGCACCAAGCAGGAAGAUCCCACGACCAGUAUCCUGUCAACAUCACUAGCAGAGUUUCGUGCACGCCAACAUGCAGAACGACAACCGGACACCUACUUUUUCUACCAGGGGCUCCUGCAUUACUAUCUGUCAUCUUUGGAUAUUCGCAUUCUAAAGGCUGCCUUUGGAAGCUAUGACAACUUCCCAUCCUCGAUACUUCCGCGUGUUGAGCGGGUGUCAACAGGCCACAUUGUCGACGACGACUUGCGCAAAAGAGUCAAGUACCUUGGACAUCUACCCUAUGGCUGCGAGGUAAAUUUCCUGGAAUGUGACUGGACCGACACCGUUCCGCCAGCAAUUCUUGAACAGUUCCAGGGCGAGAUCGAAAAACGCCGCAAGCGAAACAACGAUAAGGAGGCACGGGAAGAAAAGGAACGCAUCCGCGCCGAGAAGGCUGAAGAUCGAGAGUUCGCAGCCGCUCGGCGAAGAAGGGUCAGCAUUCCCACCGAAAGCAAGUUCAGGCCGGACGAUUUCAUUCCACUGGGUGCGACUGGUUCGGACGCAGCGGGCUCUUUUGAUGGUCAUGGAUCCUCCUCUUCGCCACCUUGGAGCAACAGUCACAGACCGCAAGGGUCUGCGUAUGCCUCUCUCGCGUCACCUGGUACAAGUCCAGCUACAUCAAGGACGGUUUGGGGCACGACUGCAGUUGCACUGAGUAGUCCUGAACUCGCCGCUCUUCAACAUGGAAACAUGGACGAUGGGUGGCUCGAUGGCUGGGAGAAGGAAUUGAGUCAGGAAGACGACUUGAUUGCCCAAGUGCAAGCAGCAAGUCUCGGCGAAGGAGCAUCUUCGUCCAGCAAAGCCGCAGGAGCAGCGAAAGGCAAGAAGAAGGGCAAGAAGAUUACGUUGAUGAGCACUACGGCUAGACGAGGCGCUUGA